This is a messenger RNA of Mucor velutinosus, 1125 nucleotides long. RefSeq lists its product as uncharacterized. The record is from RefSeq and is a predicted model, not a curated record. The transcript has 6 exons. Lineage: Eukaryota; Fungi; Mucoromycota; Mucoromycetes; Mucorales; Mucoraceae. The coding region runs from base 1 to 1125 and encodes 374 amino acids.
AUGACUUCGGAUGAAAAAGUAAAUGUGCUCGUAUUGGGCGGCGUUGGUUUCAUUGGAAGAAACUUUGUCCAUUAUCUAUCAACAAGCAACCUCGUAGCUGACAUCCGAGUUGCUGAUAAGAUGUUGCCACAAACCGCCUACUUGUCAGAGACAUUUAAAACCGAGUUUUCCAAAAUAGAAUUCAAGCAAACCAAUUUGAUCAAUCAAGCCUCCAUUGCUGCUUGUUUCGAUAGAGAGGAUGGCAAAGAGUUUGAUUAUGUGUUUAAUUUUGCUGCUGAAACCAAGUAUUCUCAGGUGCCUGAAAUCUACCAAGAACGCAUCUUCAACCUGUCUGUCAAUUGCGCCAAAGAAGCAGCAAAGCGAAAUGUCAAACUAUUCAUUGAAAUGUCUACUGCAGAAGUAUACGACAGCAACCAGGAAGCCUCCACAGAGACAUCAAAGAUCAACCCUUGGACAGUGAUUGCCAAACACAAAUACAAGGCCGAGGAAGCAUUAAAAAAGAUUGACGGUUUGAACCUGAUUAUUCUUCGCCCUGCCGUUGUUUAUGGUCCAGGUGCUCUUUUGGGCUUGACACCACGUUUGAUUAUCGGCAGAAUCUACAAAUACCUGGAUGAGGAAAUGAAAUUACUGUGGUCCAAGGACCUAAAGCUGAAUACGGUGCAUGUGGAUGAUGUGUCCAGAGCCUGUUGGUAUUUGGCACAAUGGUACACAGACAACAACAUUGGUGCCACUGGUCAAGUGCCUGUUUUCAACCUGGUCGAUAAACAGGACACAGAUCAAGAAGCCAUCAACAAGCACUUACAGACUAUUUUUGAUAUCAAAACAGGCUAUCAUGGUAGUGUUGUUUCCACUUUUGCCAAGCUAAACCUGGACGCUGUUAUUGAAGCUGUCAAUGAAAAACAUUUAGCGCCAUGGGCAGAGCUUGUCAAAAACAAUGGCAUUGCCAACACACCUUUAUCGCCUUAUCUCGAUGAAGAAUUAUUGUACAAUAAUGCUCUCUCUGUGGAUGGUUCCAAGAUUGAACGCGAAACUGGAUUUACUUACUCUGUCCCUUAUUUGACGCAAGAGAAAUUGAUUGAGAUUAUUGAUGGUUACAAGGCGUUGCAAGUGUGGCCAAAAGAUUAA